AUGAUAAUGGCUGUAUCAUGGACGAUGAUGCUUCGAAAACAUCACGGAAUUGUGAUCGAAUCCGAGAUUUGUAAAUCAAUCUUCAAAGCAAUUCAUCAGCCGAGUCAGCAGACGAUUUGUGUAAAAUCCCUUCCACUACUCAGUUCGUUCUCAUUGAAUGAAGCCUAUCUUCUUCGCACGAUACUCGUUGAUGAUGACAGUCACACUAUCCACCCAAAUAUUUUAUCCUUGUUAUCGAUUAAGUAUCUACCAUCAACUUCGAUUUAUCACAUUUUUGAUUAUGCAUCCAAUCGAGAUUUAGCGACACAUGGCUUACUAUAUGGUGGAACGGAGAGACAACUUACCAACGAACAAAUUCAGACAUAUCUCUGUCAACUUCUUUCAGCAUUAAUCUACUGUCACGAUCGGCUGGUUUAUCAUUGUGCGAUUGAAUUGAAGCAUUUGUUGAUCACGCGUACGGGACAGUUGAAAUUAGCGAAUUUCGAAUAUGCAAAACAUGCCGCAUGGUCAACGAUGAGAAUCGGCGUCAGCGAUAUUUCAUGCUUCGCGCAAUCACCACCGGAAUUAUUACUGGGUGAUCGAAAAUCGAGCCAUUCAUUGGAUAUUUGGUCGGUUGGUUGUGUUUUUGCACAACUAUGUUCGUCCACUCAAAUUGAACCACUAUUUCAUGGCAAUCAUCAGAUUGAAUUGCUUUUCUGCAUAUUUUCUAUGAUGGGUACACCAACGAGUGAUAUAUGGCCGUCAUUUCCAACAUAUGCUUAUUAUAAUAGUGAAUUUCCCCGUUGGCCGAGAAGAAAUGAUCAUUUGUAUGAAUUAACAAAAUUAAUCGGAGUGCAAGGUUUAGAUUUUCUCAAAUGCUUACUCACUUACGAUCCUAAAAAGCGCUUCACAGCGAGAAAAGCUUUGCAACAUGAAUAUUUUAAUCGGUAG
Molecule: messenger RNA, 930 nt
Organism: Adineta ricciae
Lineage: Eukaryota; Metazoa; Rotifera; Eurotatoria; Adinetida; Adinetidae
Source: the annotation of a GenBank genome assembly